AUGGCGCAUGUGCUUCAUAUGAAUGGCGGCACUGAAGACACAAGCUAUGCUGCCAACUCCUUACUUCAGCGCAAGGUGAUAUCAAUGACUCGACCCAUAAUAGAGGAAGCCGCGAUGGGGCUGUUCAGCAGCUCGAGCUUCUCCGGACGGAAUCUAGCGAUCGCCGAUCUGGGAUGCGCUUCGGGACCCAACACUCUUUUCACUGUGUCAGAACUCAUCAAAGCACUAGACAAAGCAAGCAGGAAGUUAGGUCACGUAUCUCUCGAGUUUCAGGUUUUCCUGAAUGACCUCCCUGGAAAUGACUUCAACAAUGUCUUCAGAUCCUUGCACGGGUUCACAGAAGAGAUGAAGCAGGAACUGGGGAUCGAGCUACCGAUGUUCUUCAAUGGAGUGCCUGGGUCUUUCUACGGCAAGCUUCUCCCAUCCGACAGUCUUCACUUCAUUCACUCGUCCUACAGCCUCCAUUGGCUAUCACGGGUUCCUCCAGGAUUGGAAGAGAUGAAUAAGGGAAACAUUUCCAUCGGGAGCAGCAGCCCACCAGGUGUCUUGAAAGCCUACUACACUCAAUUCCAGACAGAUUUCUCCUUCUUUCUGAGCUGCAGGGCGCAAGAACUGGUGCGAGGAGGGCAAAUUAUUUUUACAUUAUUGGGAAGGAAGUCUCAAGGCCCAUCCACCACGCCAAGCAUUCAUCUCCUCGAACUCUUGUUUGUCGUCCUCAACCAAAUGGCCUCUGAGGGAUUGAUAGAUCAAGAAAAACUGGAUUCCUUCGAUCUCCCAUUUUACAUGCCAUCCCCGAUGGAAGUAGAAACUGAAAUCCAAAAACAAGGCUCUUUCACCAUUAAGCGUCUCGAGGUUUGGGAAUCUAAUUGGAAUCCCCAUGAUAUGGAAGUAAACUUGCCUGAAACUCUACAAGAUGGUGGGCACAAUGUGGCAAGGUGCAUUAGGGCGGUGAUGGAGCCACAAUUAGUCAGUCAAUUUGCUUUGCAGCGGAAAAUCGUGGACGAGGUAUUCAUGAGAUACAGAGUGAUACUUUCGAAUUGGAUGUGCGAAAAGGAAGCUCUUUAUGUGAACAUCACUGUCUCACUUACUAAACACUAGUGAUGCAUGAGGC
Linum tenue is the source of this 1111-nucleotide messenger RNA. NCBI's taxonomy places the organism in Eukaryota, Viridiplantae, Streptophyta, Magnoliopsida, Malpighiales, Linaceae. The record is from the annotation of a GenBank genome assembly.